This is a messenger RNA of Cucurbita maxima (winter squash), 751 nucleotides long. RefSeq names its product protein LHCP TRANSLOCATION DEFECT. Gene Ontology annotation, cellular component: chloroplast stroma; chloroplast envelope. The record is from RefSeq and is a predicted model, not a curated record. Gene Ontology annotation, biological process: granum assembly; intracellular protein transport. NCBI's taxonomy places the organism in Eukaryota, Viridiplantae, Streptophyta, Magnoliopsida, Cucurbitales, Cucurbitaceae. The transcript is spliced from 2 exons. Bases 99 to 608 code for a protein of 169 amino acids.
UAUUGGCCCACUGGAUUCCGAGUGGAUGGAUAGAAUCUGCAGCACACUGCGAGAGCAAAACCUCAUCCUCCUCUUACAAAACUUGCAAAAACUCAGCCAUGGCUUCUGUCUCCUGUACUUCUACCUCCAUAAAUCUCUCCCCAGCAUCCUUCAAUUCUCGCCCCCCACUCAAAUUGGGUUCCCAAUUUCUCGGUCUUCAAUCCAACCUCCGAUGGGUCUCACCCAUCGCCAUUGGACCCUCCAACGGCUCUAGAGCAACCUGCUGGUUCAACCUUAGGCAAAAUGCCGAAGGUGCAGGCAUUUAUGGCAGCCAGUCCCGAGACGACUUUAUCAGAGACGAUGUUGAGCAGUACUUUAACUACAUGGGAAUGCUCGCUGUGGAGGGUACGUAUGACAAAAUGGAGGCUCUUUUGAGCCAAGACAUUCACCCAGUGGACAUUUUGCUGAUGCUAGCUGCCUCAGAAGGGGACAAACCAAAGCUUGAGGAGCUAUUGAGAGCUGGGGCUAAGUAUGAUGUUAAAGAUGUAGAUGGCCGAACCGCCAUUGAUAGGGCACCUAAUCAAGAAAUCAAGGAUUUUAUUCUUAAUUUUUCUGUUGAGAAGCUAUGAUUUGGUUGGUAAGUGGCUCUGUUUUGGGAUAGGCUUAGAAAGAGGUUUAAGAUUUGUAUUUCACUGCCUUCGGAUGUUAAUCACAAUAUGGUACACUUGUUUUUGGAGUAUUUUGAAUGACUAGUAAUGAUCUCUGGCUUUCA